AUAAACUGGUUCUCCGAUUACCAUGAUGCCGAACCAGUUUAGGAUAGAAUUUUGUUUUCAUUUUCCCUUCAGACCAUGCAUUUUUUUUUAGUUUGACAAACUAUUUUAACUUCAAUGAUUGAAGCCUGCGUCUCCAGGCCAGAUGUUGUUAUGGUGGUGAUGCAGUCUUUAGCUCUAUUCGUCAGCAGACAUGUUCUCAAGAGCAGACAACUCUGUCUAGUGUGUAGAAGAGGAGUCUCAACAGAAACGGGGACUUUUCACCAGAAGAUUCAACACAAAAACCUGAAGUUGUUGGAGGAAAAUGGGUACCAGCUUCACACAGACAGACAGCAGGACCAAGUGUUGGACUGGGACCAAAAAAAAAUGGAGUUCUUCAUCCAAAGACUGAAAGAAGUUUCCAAAAAGAUCUACAUAUGCCCCUCCCUGCUUUUGUUUGUGAAUGAGUCUCAUCACCCUGUUGGGGGUCAGUGGGACAAAGAUGAAAGGCUCGCCAUCAGGGAGUUCUCGGAAAAUAUUCAGCGGGAGGAGUUAGAGAAGAAAAUUGAUGAAGUUUACGGUCAUGAGCCAUUCGUUGAAGAAGUGCAUCAGACUUUUUCCAAGGCACGGAAGUACAAGGAUCAUGUUGAGAAACUGGACAUGGUCAAGCAGUAUCAAUUUCAAUCUAAUGUCAGGAUUGCAAGAAUGGUUGCUAAGGUCAGCAAAGAAAAGCUAAUUCAAAAGUUGGAAAAAUUGGACAAAAGUUUAAAGGAAUUUUCUGUUGGUGAGGAAGAUGAUAUGGACAAUGAUGAGCGUGAGGUGGAUGAGUUGUUGGUGAUGUUGUGUAAGAAACAUGAUUUAUAUCACCACUUGAAAACUGCGCGGGAAGUAAUUCACAUAUUGUUCAAGUUCGGAUUUAAGUAUCAUGAAAUUGCCUUAGCAGAUCCUCGUAUUUUCCGAAUAAAAUAUAUUGACACAUUUGUGCAAGUGUUAUCAGAAAUGUGCGAGAACACAAACUUGGGGUAUGAAGAAAUAGUUCCUUUGGUAGAAAAAUCCAGAGAUCGGUUUGUAAGCAGUUUACAGUUAGCUAAUUAUCUUAGGAUUCCCAAAAAACAUGUUCAAGAAGGAAGAAGAUUUACCUACAGAUAUUUAUCAAAAGACCCCGAAAAGGUGACUUCGAAUGUGAAAUUCCUUAUAGAAAGCAACUUUGAUCCAUAUGAAAUUCUUAACUGUCUUUCAAUUGUCAACUUUGACCAUGAUUUGGUGAAGAAAGUGUUUGUUGAUACAGUUACAAUAUUUGAUGCUCACGCUGUGAGCAAUUCCCCUGCAGAGAGAGUGAGUUUGCUUUGCCACAUGUAUUUGGAAUUGUCCAAACCGUCAUUAAAACCAGUUGAUCUGGAUGAUAUUGGAUAUGAUGAUUCUGUAAAUCCUGACUUGGAUCAGCAUCUGGAUGAGGAUGAUUUGGAUGAUCUUGAUCCGGGUUACUCACAAUACAGCCAUUAUGCACUGUAAUAUUGACCUCAGUCAAUUCUAUACACUGUGAUGUUGACCUCAGUCAGUAUGUAUUGUGAUAUCGACCUACAUUUUUUAAAGAAUAUUACAUGUAAUGCCAAAAUGUACUCAGUCAGGGAAAUUUUUAUGACAAGAACAACUGCUUCGAUGUUUUAUGGGCAUUCUUGUUAAAUCCUUGUGUGUUUAUGUUGAGGUUUAUUAAACAUGUAUCUAAAGAAGUAAAA
Molecule: messenger RNA, 1712 nt
Organism: Ostrea edulis (European flat oyster)
Lineage: Eukaryota; Metazoa; Mollusca; Bivalvia; Ostreida; Ostreidae
Exons: 3
Coding region: 115-1488 (457 amino acids)
Source: RefSeq, a predicted model, not a curated record